Messenger RNA from Xyrauchen texanus (razorback sucker), 3295 nucleotides. Its product is annotated as chloride channel protein 2-like. Lineage: Eukaryota; Metazoa; Chordata; Actinopteri; Cypriniformes; Catostomidae. Gene Ontology annotation, molecular function: voltage-gated chloride channel activity. Gene Ontology annotation, biological process: chloride transport; transmembrane transport. Gene Ontology annotation, cellular component: membrane. The record is from RefSeq and is a predicted model, not a curated record.
GGAAAUCCCAAGAACUCUGUCACACUGUGUCAUAACGCAAGAGCUGCACAGACGCGGUCCACGCUCGCGGAGUGUAUCACUGGCGUUACUGGAGAGUGUCCUCGUGUUUUGUGUGUGUGUGUGUGAGCUGCAGUCAUGGCUGUGGACGGAUCAGACCAGCGCGCGCUGCAGUAUGAGCAAACUUUGAUGUAUGGGCGUUACACUCAGGAAUUGGGUGUUUACGCUAAAGAGGCGGCAGCACGACUUCGAGAGGACAGGCGUCACCGACGCUCCAUUUCCGACCGCAGUCCGCCACUCAAACUCCUGGAAUAUGAAAAGGGACGAUGCAUCAAGUGUCGAAUCUGUGCAGUGUACUGCCAGCGGUUCUUCAUGUUGCGGGUUGGCGAGGAUUGGAUCUUCCUCAUCCUGCUGGGACUCGUCAUGGCUCUGGUUAGCUUUGUCAUGGACUUCUGUAUAGCCCUUCUAUUACAAGCACAGAAGUGGAUGUACGGCGGUUUGGACAGUAAUGUGAUUCUGCAGUAUUUGGCGUGGGUCAGUUAUCCUGUGGUUCUCAUCAGUUUCUCUGCAGGAUUUACUCACAUAGUAGCACCUCAGGCAGCUGGUUCUGGUAUUCCUGAAAUGAAGACGAUUCUGAGAGGUGUGGUGCUGAAGGAAUAUCUCACAUUAAAAACAUUUGUGGCCAAAGUCGUCGGUCUGACGUGUGCACUGGGCAGCGGAUUACCUCUGGGCAAGGAGGGGCCGUUCGUGCACAUUGCGAGUUUGUGUGCUGCUCUUCUGUGCAAGUUCAUGUCUUUCUUCGAUGGGAUUUAUGAGAAUGAGUCCAGGAACACUGAGAUGCUUGCGGCUGCCUGUGCUGUCGGUGUUGGAUGCUGCUUUGCUGCUCCCAUUGGGGGUGUGUUGUUUAGCAUUGAGGUCACCUCCACAUUUUUUGCCGUACGAAACUACUGGCGAGGAUUCUUUGCUGCUACAUUCAGUGCCUUCAUCUUCAGAGUGCUGGCGGUGUGGAACAGAGAUGAAGAGACGAUCACAGCUCUCUUUAAAACACGCUUCAGGCUGGACUUCCCCUUUGACCUCCAGGAGCUUCCUGCCUUCGCUGUGAUCGGGAUUGCUAGCGGAUUCGGCGGCGCCUUGUUUGUGUAUUUGAACAGAGUGAUCGUUCAGUUUAUGAGGAAACAGAAAACCAUCAACAAGUUUCUCAUGAAGAAGCGUCUGUUGUACCCCGCUCUGGUCACUCUACUCGUAUCAACACUCACUUUCCCUCCGGGCUUUGGGCAGUUCAUGGCAGGACAGCUCACACAAAAGGAGACUCUGGUUUCUUUUUUCGACAAUCGCACCUGGGCAAAGCAGGGCAUCUCAGAGGACUUUAAUUAUGACAGUCACUCGACCGCCUGGAAACAUCCGCAGGCCAACGUCUUCAUCAUCCUCGUCAUCUUCAUCGUUAUGAAGUUUUGGAUGUCGGCUUUAGCCACAACGCUUCCUGUACCAUGUGGAGCUUUCAUGCCUGUUUUUGUCAUCGGUGCCGCGUUCGGGCGUUUGGUGGGUGAGAGUAUGGCCGCAUGGUUUCCAGAGGGCAUCAAUACAGAUGGCACCAUCAACCCCAUAGUGCCCGGAGGAUACGCUGUUGUGGGCGCGGCAGCGUUAUCCGGAGCGGUCACACACACCGUGUCGACGGCAGUGAUCGUGUUCGAGUUGACCGGUCAGAUCAGUCACAUUCUGCCCAUCAUGAUCGCUGUGAUUCUUGCCAACGCCGUUGCUCAGAGUCUUCAGCCGUCCAUCUACGACUCCAUCAUCCGCAUUAAAAAACUGCCGUACCUGCCCGAACUCGGCUGGGGCAACCACGAGAAAUAUAAUAUCCGUGUGGAGGACAUCAUGGUCAGAAAUGUUCAUUAUAUCACUCUGAACUCCACAUACAGAGACUUACAUGAGAUCCUCCUGAUGGGAAACCUCAAAACACUGGCUCUGGUGGAGUCUGCAGAGUCGAUGAUCUUGUUGGGUUCGAUUGAGCGCGCUCAGUUACAGGCGCUCUUAACGCAGCAUCUUAGUCGUCAGCGGCGACUAGAUUACCUGCGAGAGCGUACGGAGGCGGAGAAAAAACGCAUGUCUGUAGUCAGCACACCCAGCAGUGAGGAAGGAGGUCAAAAGGUCAAUCACGAGGUUCGCUUCCAGAUCUUCACAGAAGAGUCAUCGUUCCCCCCCGCUUGUCCCGUCUCUCCUAAACCUCUGAAACCUGCUCUGAAGAGAUCGUCUGUAGCCGAGAAGAACACAAGUCCUCAUGAUUCUGGAAUCGGCUUCAGAUAUUUACUGUGCACUCGCCCUCAGACAGACGUAGUGGAGGAUGACCCAGAUGCAGAGGACGAUAUGACACUUCAAGAGAUCGAGGAGUGGGAGGAGCAACAGCUUGAUGAGCAGGUCAACUUCAACAAUUGCAAGAUUGACCCCGCCCCCUUCCAGCUGGUGGAACGCACUUCACUGCACAAGACUCACACCAUCUUUUCUCUGUUGGGUUUGGAUCACGCUUAUGUCACCAGUAUCGGACGACUGAUUGGUGUUGUUUCACUGAGAGAGUUGCGUAAAGCCAUCGAGGGCUCUAUGACGUUGAAGGGGGUGAAGGUGCGCCCGCCGCUGGCCAGUUUCCGUGACAGCGGGACGAGCGGUACCAGCAGCGAAAGCGAAGCCACCGAACUGCACAAACUGUGGGACCGUCACACGAGCCUGACGCUGCCCAGAGAACACCAACCAAACACCUCCGAUUCAGACGAGAAGUCCCAGUGAUGUCACACAAACAUCCUCAGAGCUUCCUGUCUUCACUUCCUGUCUUCACUUCCUGUGCUUAUUCAGUUUGGCUUUUGGAAAAUCAGGGACUCUUUAAACGUCGUCCUGUCCCGUGUGUGUGUGUGAGUGUGAGUGUCUGUGUGUGAGCCUGUGUGUGUGUGUGUGUGUGUGUGUGUGUGUGUGUGAGUGUGUGUGUGUGUGUGUGUGAGUGAGUGUGUGUGUGUGUGUGAGAGAGAGUGUGUGUGUGAGAGAGAGAGUGUGUGUGAGAGAGUGUGUGUGUGUGUGUGUGUGAGAGAGAGAGUGUGUGUGAGAGAGAGAGUGUGUGUGAGAGAGAGUGUGUGUGUGUGUGUGUGUGUGUGUGAGAGAGAGAGAGUGUGUGUGUGAGAGAGAGAGUGUGUGUGUGUGUGUGUGUGUGUGUGUCUGUGUGUGAGCCUGUGUGUGUGUGUGUGUGAGAGAGAGUGUGUGUGUGAGAGAGAGUGUGUGUGAGAGAGAGAGUGUGUGUGUGUGUGUGUGAGAGAGAGUG